Molecule: messenger RNA, 1542 nt
Organism: Helianthus annuus (common sunflower)
Lineage: Eukaryota; Viridiplantae; Streptophyta; Magnoliopsida; Asterales; Asteraceae
Exons: 2
Coding region: 1-1542 (513 amino acids)
Source: RefSeq, a predicted model, not a curated record
AUGGAUAAUCAGGAUUUUUACAACAUGUUUUCGGGUGUUGGUGCUACUCAAAGUCCGGCGAGUAUCAUGCAAAACGUCAACUUAGAAAACGAACUGGGAACCAUGCAGAAGCCGCCAAAGUUGAUGAGUUUAGAUGAGUAUUCGGGAUGGUCCGGGAGAUUCAAAAAUUGGGUGCAGGCUAACCAUCUAGAGUGCUGGAUAAAAAUCGAACGGAAGUAUGUUCCUCCGGUAGACGGGUUGAAUAUGUUGAAAACCAUCGCAAGUCUUACAGAGGCAGAGCAGAUUGAAUUCAAAGCAGAAAAGAAGAUGGUUAGCAUUCUGCAGCAAGCGAUAAAAGAGGAUAUUCUAGUUCUGCUACAGCACGAUGAGAGUGCACAGUCGAUAUGGCAAGCUUUAGAACAGAAAUUCAAAGGCAGUGCGUCGAUGAUCAAGAGUAAGAAGGCACUAAUAAAGAAAGAAUUUGAUAUAUUCACGGGAAUUAAAGGUGAAUCAACAAAGCAGCUUAUUGAAAGGUAUUGUCAUCUGGUGGUAGAGAUGAGAAGGUUGAAAAUUGAAAAGACGAAUGAGGAGUGGAUAGACAAGUUAUGUGAUGCGCUUCCCUAUGAGGAAUGGGGAACUUGGGACAAGUAUAUUCCAGGAAAGGAUGAUCGAGCAAUGAUGGCUGAGGUAGUUGAAAUUACCGAGACAGUUGCAGAGCCGAAGGUUGUCGAUGAGGUAGUUACAAAGAAUGUUGAUGAGGUAGUUUCUGAAAGUGUUGUUGAGUCUGAUUCUGAGGUGGUUGAGGAAGCAGUUACUAAGAUGGUUGAUUCUGUGACUGAAAUUGUGAUUGAAGAGGUUAUGGAAGUUGCUGAUCAGGUGGUUCCAGAGGUUGUUGAAAAGGAUUCUACAGAUAGCUCUGCAAAAGCUGGAGAAUCAGUGACUGAAUUUCUCAACUUUCAAUCACGACAGGAGGAAUUUGUUUAUACAAUGAAAUCUAUUUUGCCUCCUAACGUUUUUGAUUCUUUUGCAGAUUAUUUUGAAGAACCAAGAACUGGAACGUGUCCGAGAUUUGAAACAAAGAAAGAAGCAGUUGAGGAGGUGAUCGAUGUUUCGAAGGAAAUGAAUGAAGAAGCUCUAAAGGAGAUUGCAGAUAAAGCAUUGAUGAGCAAGUUGAAAGAGGUAGACACAGAUUUUCAGGAGUCAAGUGAUAAGAUAUCAGGUCUAGGAGAGGAAACUGGAGUCUUAGAGGUCAACUUGGUCAAAACGUCUGAGUCAGAGUCAAAUCUUGUUGGUAAAGUUGUUUGUGAGGAUGAGAUUAUAGUUGAAAAAGUUUCAAUCCCCGAUACACCGUGUCUAAGUUGUUCACAACCAUGCACGGGGUGUCUUGAAAAAGACACCAAGUAUCAGGAAUUAAAACAACAUGCAGAUUUGGUGAAGUUUGACUUAGAGCAAGUAAAAGAGGCUUACGACACAUUGUCUAGGUCAAUAAAAAUGAUCCAAAAAGAGAGUCUUGAAAACGAUAAAGCAACCAAGCUGGCACAAUCAACUUUAUUUGAUAAAUAG